This is a messenger RNA of Salvia miltiorrhiza (redroot sage), 1930 nucleotides long. Its product is annotated as NAC domain containing protein 50-like. The coding region runs from base 458 to 1660 and encodes 400 amino acids. The record is from RefSeq and is a predicted model, not a curated record. Lineage: Eukaryota; Viridiplantae; Streptophyta; Magnoliopsida; Lamiales; Lamiaceae. Gene Ontology annotation, biological process: regulation of DNA-templated transcription. The transcript is spliced from 4 exons. Gene Ontology annotation, molecular function: DNA binding.
CAAAACAACAAAAACAAUGAGUAACAGCUCAGCUGCACACAGUCACACACUCCUCCUUUUCUUUUCCAUCUUUUUUUUUGGCUUUGAUUUUCGAUUUCCGUGUCAAGCAAGUAUCCUUACCACACACCACACUCUCCCAUUUCUUCACCCUUUGGCCAAAAUCCACACCCCCAAUUUAGGUAAAAAAUCCCCCAAAAAUAUUUGAAAUCCGAUUCUACAUUUCGUUUCUCUGCGUAAUCCUUCAUAACCUUUUUCCAAUCUUCUUCCAUUUCUAUUAAAAAACCCAAGCUUUUUUUUUUUCUUUUCUUUUUUUUCUGGGUGUGUGCCUUUUUUAGUGCACUUUUUCAUCUGGGCUUUUUCUAAUUUAUGUGUUAAAAGAGGUUUCUUGCCAUCCUGAUUUUUUGUUUUUGUUUUUUUUUUGGGUUUGGUGUAAUUAUUUGGAAAAAAAAAUCUGGGUAUGGAAAUGGGGCAGGAGGUUGUGGUGGCGGCGGUGGGGUCGUCGGCGGCGCCGUCGCCGAGGAUGGGGGCUCCUCCGCCGACUUCUUUGGCACCGGGGUUUAGGUUUCAUCCAACGGAUGAGGAGUUGGUGAGGUAUUAUUUGAGGAGGAAAGUUUGUGGGAAGCCAUUCAGGUUUCAAGCAGUUACUGAAAUUGAUGUGUACAAAUCUGAGCCUUGGGAGCUUGCUGAGUACUCGUCACUGAAGACGAGAGAUCUAGAGUGGUACUUUUUUAGCCCUGUGGAUAGGAAGUAUGGUAAUGGAUCUCGCCUGAAUCGCGCCACUGGCAAGGGGUAUUGGAAAGCGACUGGGAAGGACCGAUCGGUGCGACAUAAGAACCAGUCAAUUGGAAUGAAGAAAACACUAGUUUUCCAUAGCGGGCGUGCUCCUGAUGGAAAGAGAACAAAUUGGGUAAUGCACGAGUACAGGCUUUGCGAUUCGGAAUUGGAAACUGCUGGCAUAUUACAGGAUGCAUUUGUGCUCUGUAGAAUCUUCCAGAAGAGUGGUUUGGGACCACCAAAUGGGGACCGGUAUGCACCCUUUAUCGAAGAGGAAUGGGAUGAAGAUGCCCCGCUUGUGAUUCCUGGUGGAGAUGUGGAAGAUGACGUGGCCAAUGGUGAUGAAGUGCGAGGAGAGUGCAUGGACCUUGACCAGGAUACUCAGCCCCUCAGCAUUGCUCCGCCUCUCGUCAAGUAUCCGGUCGAGUCCACCUGCAUCCCUUUCCUAUGCAAGAGGGAGAGAGCUGCAGUCGACCCGGAACCCCUCUCGUUAGACCAUAGUAAGAGAUCAAAGCACGAUGAUCCAAACUCUAGCAACGCCAACGGAUCCGAGGACUCCACCACAACGAGUCAGGAUCCCUCCUCGAUGAUGAUGAUGACGAAAAUUAACUCCUCGCCUCUAGAAUUCCCCCUCUUAGAAACCCUAGGCUCCAAGGACAACCUCCCGGCCAACGCGCCUACCUUUGAUUCCGCAAACCUAGAGAAAUCCGUCCCACCCGGCUACCUGAAAUUCAUCAGCAACUUAGAGAACGAGAUCCUCAACAUCUCGAUGGAGAAGGAGACGCUCAAGAUUGAAGUGAUGAGAGCUCAAGCGAUGAUCAACAUUCUUCAAUCCCGCGUUGAAAGCUUGACCAAAGAAAACGAGGACUGUAGGAGACGUGCCUAGGGAUGGCGAUGUAGCCGUCGCCCUCCUUGAAUUCUAGUUUUGUUGUAGUUGCCAGCCCUUCUUCGUCUCCGACGACGAUGAACCACAUUUUUUUUUUGUGCUGCUGCCUUUGAUUAGAAUAGGGAAGGUGAGUUUCUGGCUUUUAAGGAGAUUUAGCUCUCUCUCUCUCUCUCUCUCUCUCUCUCUCUCUCGCUCUAGUUUAACUUAGACUUGAACGAUGAUGAAUCUGUCGACUAUGCUAUUUUAUUUUGAAUAAAGUUGGUUUCUGUA